Molecule: messenger RNA, 1346 nt
Organism: Juglans microcarpa x Juglans regia
Lineage: Eukaryota; Viridiplantae; Streptophyta; Magnoliopsida; Fagales; Juglandaceae
Exons: 4
Coding region: 288-1028 (246 amino acids)
Source: RefSeq, a predicted model, not a curated record
GGGCAGACUGCAAAACGAGAGGUAGGAAUAGUCAAUACAACCCCAACUCCUCCUCCCCCUUCGUAUAUGAAAGUAAUGGCUUCAGCUACACAUAUCCUCAACUUCUCUCCGCUCCGCUCUUUCUCUCUACGUCCUCCGGGUUUUCUCUUCCUUUUCCUCUAGAAACCUUCAAAUUCUGGUUGUGGGUUUUAUGUUUUGGAGCAAAGCUACGCAGAGAGGCACGCUGGGGAGUUACAUAUUCCAUUUUUCUUUUAUAUAUAUUGGAAGGUUAUUUUUGUUUAUGUGCAAUGGCUACGGCACCGGUGAAGUCUCAGCCACUGCACAACUUCUCCCUCCCUUUCUUAAAAUGGGGAGGCAAGAGCCACACCAACACCGCCACUCGCUGCCGCCGAACCGUCUCACCGGUUUCCUCCGAACCAGACUCCGACCAACACGACUCCGACCCGCCCGCUCGCCUCGGAUCCCGUUCAUCGCGCAACCGAUUCGGAUUCUUUCCUUGCUACCAUGCCGACAGGCCUCAGAAGCAGCCGGGGCAAGGAGAGAGCGGCGUGGAAGCAGAUGACGCCGGACAUAGGAUGCUGCAACCCGCCGAGGAGGAGGAGGAGGGAGAGGAAGCCGAGGCCGAGGAAGCGGCGCAGAAGCCGUGGAACUUGAGGCCGAGGAAGACCGUACAGAGGGGCACAAUGAUUGAGAUUCUUACGGAGAAUACCGCUAGUGCGGUGCUUGCGAUUCCUGCCGCUCCGCAGCAUAAGAGCGAAAACGCGCAGCCGAAGUCGCUGCGGCUUCGGGGGAUAGCGGCGGAGUCGCACUGCGCGGAGAAGAAGGAGAAAAGGAAGUUCUGGAUCGCGUUGUCCAAGGAGGAGAUCGAGGAGGACAUUUUUGUCAUGACUGGGUCCAGGCCCUCUCGCCGGCCCAGGAAGCGGUCCAGGAAUAUCCAGAAGCAGAUCGACAAUGUUUUUCCCGGGUUGUGGUUGGUGGGGACGACGGCUGAUUCGUAUCGGGUGGCCGAAGCUCCCGCAAAGAGGUAGGAGACACGACCACAAAAAAUCAUGAUUUUGUGAAAUCUUGAAAGGUAUGUUAUGAUUUGAUGUAAUUUGAUUAAUUUUUGUCACCUGGAGGGAGGCCGUGGAGCCUAAUCCUAUAGUAGGCAAAUGCUGGUGUGCAUGUGUUUGUGAGGGUGAACAAGAGAGAUUAGCCUUGUUUGGGGUAUCAAUCUCGUUCAUGUACUCUGUUUUUGCCUUAAAUUUCAGUACAUACUAAAAACGGCAGCUUAGCCCCUUUUGUACUUGGUGCCUAUUUUUUCCCUGGCACCAAGCCAAUAAAUACAAUUGGAUUAUUCCUUCUUA